Loa loa (African eye worm) is the source of this 2268-nucleotide messenger RNA. RefSeq lists its product as hypothetical. Lineage: Eukaryota; Metazoa; Nematoda; Chromadorea; Rhabditida; Onchocercidae. Gene Ontology annotation, molecular function: guanyl-nucleotide exchange factor activity; metal ion binding. Gene Ontology annotation, cellular component: cytoplasm. The transcript has 16 exons. The record is from RefSeq and is a predicted model, not a curated record. Bases 1 to 1857 code for a protein of 618 amino acids.
AUGAAUCGGGCGAUAUAUGAAACUAUUUGUAGUCAGUUCAUUACACUUAGUACAGAGAAACGAGAUCAGAGGUUGAAGAAGCUUCACUAUGCGGCGGUUGAAAUUUAUACAGUUGAGAAAAAAUUCGUUGAGCAGUUGGAACUUAUUGCUGUGAAAUAUCCUGAAUUUUUGACAGAAUAUGGGAAGGAAUUAGGAAUCGAUUUGCUGAAACCUUUACCAAAUGGACAUCCUCAUUUGAUCAGUCAGAUAGCUCAGCAGCUGCUUAUGGUGAAAGAAGCACAUAAGUUUUUACUGGAGAAAAUUUCUUCAAAAAUCGAGAAUUGGGAUUCGAGAGAUCCAAAUAUGGCGGAAUGCUUAAAAAAUGGUGCUGGUUUAUUGAAAUGUUGUCUUCCCUACCUCAAAGAAAAGAAGAAGAAUGUUGAUAAUUUUCUAAGAUUGCUUCAAGAUAACGAAGAAUUAGCUCGUGCAACAACAAAGUUCGAGGAACAACUAAUGGGUAAAAUAUCCAUAAUUCAGCAACUUGAUAUUGUUCAUCAAAAUGUCGUACGUUAUACGAUUUUACUGGAGGCGUACAAAAAGCAUUUAGCACCGGAAUCUGAUGAAUUGGAAGUGUGUAAAGAAGCAUUAGUGCAGUUAUCUAAAGUAUCAGAACUAAUUGAUCGACAGAUUAGUCGAGCUGAAUUGGAAAAAUGUCUAAUUGACUUGUAUCGACGAUUUGAGGGAAGGUUUAAUGUUUUCGAAGCAAAUCGUCACCUUUUAUUUGAAGGCGAAUUGAUGAAACAGUCGCGAAAAGAUUUACAGCCUCGUUACCUGAUAUUAUUCUCGGAUGUGUUAUUAAUUUGUAAAUAUUCAAGAACGCCUUCGCUUGGAACAGAUGCCAAUUUUCAUUCUGAAUUUUAUAAAUUUCUUGUUUCUCGGGUUCGUGUUAAAGCAGAAGAACACGGCGAGUACGAAACUCAUUUUCAACUAUACACCACACAGAAAAGUGCCGUUUUCAUUGCAAAAACGAAACGAGAAAGAGAUGAUUGGGUGAAACGAAUCAGUGAAGCAAAGAUGGAGGCAAAAGAGCUGCGUCGCAUUAAAGCUGCUAGAAACAAGGAUCUCAGUGUUCGAGUAAUGCACAUAGAUGAGCCAACAGGUGAGGGUACAUCGGAUACAAGGGCUUCGAAUAAUGGAUCGGAUUGCAAUGUUUCACUACCUACUAGCGGAAAGCAUAAGUAUACACCAUUAUGGAUACCUGAUCCAAAAGCAACGUCGUGUAUGAUGGCUGGUUGUUCUACAAAAUUCAACGUUCUGAAUCGUCGCCAUCACUGUCGUGAAUGUGGAUACUUGAUAUGUCGUUCUUGUGUUGGUUAUGCUCCUGUCAAAACUAACAGUUAUUACGUGCGCACCAAAGUUUGUCCAGAAUGCUAUGUUAAAAUCAUCAAAAAAUGGAAAGGAGAAUUAGGAGGCACGACUUUCACAGCUCCGGAAAAUGAAUUCCUGACUAAAACUAGUGUUCCCAGUCGAAAUGCGGAAGGAGUAGUAUCUGGCACUGUAUUUCUUAGGAAUCAAAAAGGUGGUGAAAAUGAAAAGUGGGGUCGACUUACAUCACAUGCAGAUGGUGUCUUAGUGCUUUGCUUUUAUGAUGCGGAGUUUGAUGUGGAUCCUGUGGCGCGCUACGUUCUUCUAGGAUUUACACUUUGUGUGCAAGAAUCAGAUGAUGGUGGUCGUUUGUUUGAGCUACGGCAUGCUAAUCAAGUAAAUGAGAGGAAUGGUAUUUCACUUCAUUUUCGAGUUGCACAUUCGGGAAGUGCUGAAAGGUGGUAUAAGACGCUAAAAAGAGGGCUGGGAAGUGGUGGCAUUAUAGUUUCGUAACCGGUAAAGCUGGAGUUUCACUUCAACUUUUAUUUUUUACUGAUGACGUCAACGGUCAUCAGCACUUUACUUUGGAAUUGUAUAACGUCUUAAUAAUCAAUUCACCUAACCAAACGAUGAGUACCUACGGCACCGCAUGCUGUAUGGAAUUUUAUGAAGAUAAUAAUGCAGUAGAUGUCACGAUUGAUAUUAAUAUUUACUUAUCUUUGGAUAUGCGAGUUAGCACUGGUUUCCAAAGUUUUAUGAAAUGAUCUUGAUGUAAAAGAUGUUCUGAGACCGGUGAAAUCUUCAACCCUGAGUGAUGAAGUUUAAAGGAUCAUAGUACAUGAUCCUAGCCUAUGAGUAGUAAUAUAUAGAACAAAGUUGGUGCCUUUUGUUUAUAUUAUAACUAUCAAAUUUUGAAAAUUGUCC